This is a messenger RNA of Fusarium venenatum, 1608 nucleotides long. RefSeq lists its product as uncharacterized. Lineage: Eukaryota; Fungi; Ascomycota; Sordariomycetes; Hypocreales; Nectriaceae. Gene Ontology annotation, molecular function: protein binding. The record is from RefSeq and is a predicted model, not a curated record.
AUGUCCAUUGUACAACCCAUCAUUAGGGACGAACUAUUCCUCCAAGAUGAUGACGACUGGGACUCAGUACACCAUGUCGAAUGGGAAAUUGACGCCAACUUCUUCACCGGCAAUAACACAAGACCCAGAACGCCAUUUUGCAAGGCCACAGCAGACCAUCAAAUCAUCAUCGCCCGCGCCGCAGCGCUCAUAAUCCGCGCAUCUCUCAACAACAUUCCAAUGGAUAUCCCGGACUUUGAUCCCACCACACUUACAGGCCCGAGAAAGAGCUUGUACCAAUGGAUGAGUGCCUACAACACUUCCCAGGCGGGUAAAUUGGUGUUAAAUGAUGUUACCAUGACUGCCAUGAUUGAGAUCCUUUCCUCGUUGACAAAACUGGAUCGUGAGGGCGAGAUUCUUGAUAAAAUUGGUCCCGAUAUCGGUGGUAUUCUCCAGGGAAAGGUUGAUCCUAUCGAGUUAAUGGUUCAAGGCGACAGGAUCCAUCACAUGCAGGACGGUAUGGAGCUGAUGUUGAAAAUGAAGGCGCACCUUGGAGAAUAUCUAUCACAUUUCGCAACCAAGAAAUCCGUUCAAAAUGUUCUCGAAGUCGGAGCUAGCACAAGCAACAUGACCAAAACACUCUUCAAUGCCUUUCCUGUCGAAAAAAGCAUUGCUUAUACCCUCGCAGACCGAUCGCUUCCAAUACUGGAGCAGAUGAAAGCCUCACUGAGGGGUUCGUUUAAGCUCAAAGCUCUGGACAUCAACCAGGAUUCACUUGAACAGGGUUUCAGUCCAGAGUCUUUCGACUUGGUCAUCGUCAACAAUAUUCUAUACACAGCCAAUUCUUUGUCAGGGGCUCUGAAGAAUCUCCGUAGAGUUAUCACCCCUGGCGGCGUCCUCGUCCUUGUAGGACUUUCAAGUAUUUCUCCAGCCUAUAAUCUGAUAUUCGGUAUGAAUGAAAAUAUGUGGUCAGACGAACGAUUUGAGCCAUUGGAAUACCCUUCUGUAAGCGAGUGGAACAAGGUUUUGCAGAGCAACAACUUUAGCACACUCGAACCGGCGACGAGAACAUUUGAUUUCAUAGGGCAGUCAUCGUACUGUUUGGUUUCAACAGCCCUUGCAUCUACUCAGAAUCCAAUGGUCAAUAUUCUACCUCGUACUCAGGGUGACCCUCUCAGCUUCGCGAACCAGCUAUCAACCGCUCUUGCAGAAGACAACACAGCAUCGACCAUCUCACCAAAAUUCCCUGAUGACAUCUCGCCUCGUUUCAUCUACACUGUUAUUGAUGACGGCUCUGCUCCUUUAAGGGAGUACGAGAAGCUCAUCAAGACCAAGAAUAUUUUGUGGAUCAGCUUGAAGACAGAUGAUGCUGAGCCUCGCGACAUGGCAGUGGUACAACGCUUUGCGCGCCAUGCUCGUAAAGCUAACGACAACAUCAAAAUUGUUACACUCGAUGUCAAGCAGAAGUUUCCAGAUCAUGCGGAUAUCUUGAAGGUAGUUACACGAAUCAUUCGAGUCUCGUUUCAAGAAGGUCGAGGCACCCGGACGGAACUUGAAUACGAGUAUGUUAAUGGUCAGGUGUUUGUACCGCGUGUGAAGCAUUUGGAAUUAGCUGGUAAGAUAGGAUAA